AUGGGUUUCAAGGUCGUCGCUAUCGAUAGUCGUAAGGAGGGAAGGGCAUUGGCGGCAGAAAACCCUCUCAAGCCCGAUCUCAUCGUUGAUCCGAAUGAGGAAGGUAUAGCUGACAAGCUCAAGGAGUGGUCCGGCGGACUUGGCUUGAACGGCUUCGUGGUCUGCACCGACUACAUCGACGCAACUAGCUGGGCGCUGCCGCACCUUCGGCCACGCGGCACCCUGGUCGAGUUGGGCCUACCGACCAAGAACUUCGAGUUCGAGCCGUUCAAAGCGAUAUUCGAAGAGCUCACUAUCAGAGGCUCGCUUGUCGCCAGUAAGAAGCAGACGGAGGAUAUGCUGAGGACCGUGGCGAAGCAUGGGAUUACCACCAAAAUCAAUGUUUUGACACCAGAGGAGGGAGUGAAGCUGCCGGAUCUGUACAUGGAUCCGCAUCUCAAGGGCAGGCUCGUGGUGAAGUUCGAAUAA
Molecule: messenger RNA, 468 nt
Organism: Cyphellophora attinorum
Lineage: Eukaryota; Fungi; Ascomycota; Eurotiomycetes; Chaetothyriales; Cyphellophoraceae
Exons: 1
Coding region: 1-468 (155 amino acids)
Source: RefSeq, a predicted model, not a curated record